CGCUCACUCCGCCACCCGCGCUGCUCCUGUAGCGAUGGCUCGCUUCGUGGUCGUGGUCCUGCUCGGGCUGCUCUCACUGUGUGGCCUGGACGCCAUCCAGCGCCCUCCGAAGGUUCAGGUUUACUCGCGACACCCAGCGGAAAAUGGGAAGCCAAAUUACCUCAACUGCUAUGUGUCUGGGUUCCAUCCACCCCAGAUUGAGAUUGAUUUGCUCAAGAAUGGGGAGAAGAUGAAAGUGGAGCAGUCAGACCUGUCUUUCAGCAAGGACUGGUCCUUCUACCUUCUGGUCCAUACUGAGUUCACCCCCAACGGAGUGGAUGAAUAUAGCUGCCGCGUGAAACACAUUACUCUCAGCGAGCCCAAGAUAGUCAAGUGGGAUCGAGACCACUAAGCAGCAUCAUGGAGGUUUGGGGAUACCUCAGUUUGGAUUGGACUAAUUCCAAAUUCUGUUUUCUUGCUUUUUAAUGCUAUUAUGCUUUUAUGCUUUAUGCACAUAAAUCAGAAGUUGUAUGGAUGUUACCACAAAUACCAUCUUCUUUAUAAUUGUACCUUGGGCAUAUGUCUCCAUGUUUGACCUCUUGGCAGGUAGCUGUAAAGUGGGCACUGGCAGCUUAGAGGUGGGGAAGUCAGAAUUUCAGGUUGAUCAUCAACAUCCUGGUCAAAUCUGAACUCUUCAGUUUCUUAUGCAUAUAAGACUAGGUAAUAAGAGAGUUAUGCACAAUUCAAGUAAACUUCCAAUUUGUAAUUUUGCUUAAAAUUUUUGAAAGUUAAUUUUCAGAAUUAUGGAAAUUUGUUUUAGGGCAUGAAACAUUUUGCCGUAUAAAAUUCAUAUUUACCUCUUACACCUGUUAUAGACCUGGUUGUGCCUAUUUUUAUUUUGUUUUUGUUUCACUAAUUAAAACAAUGGUAAAACAUUGUGUUCAGCUUCUCAGAGGAUCAGCAGCUGACUUCUUAAUGUCAGUGGGACAGAAAUCCAGAAAAUGAUUAUGAAUGUGGUAAAACAACUGCCUACCUAGAAUUCCAUAUACAACAAAAAUAUCUUUUAGAAAGUGACAGCAAAGUAACCAUAAUUAGAGAAAAACUAAGAUUUCAGUACCCUUUAGAUCCUCACUAAAGGAGAUUCUAAAUGAUACACUUCAGGCAGAGGGAAGGCCUAGAAUGUGAGAAGAAAGGAAGAGCAAAGCAAAUGUAUUGGGUUGUGUAAAAAGAAAUCAACCUAAAUAGGAACAGAAACUGAAUAUUUAAUAUCUAACUAGUAGAGGGCACAGGAGCUUAUGGAGUGCUAGUAAUGUUUUAGAUGUGGAUGGUGGUUACAAGAGAGUUUGCUGUGUAAUUUUUUGUUAAAUGUACAUAUAUUCUGCAUACUUUAAAGGAAUGUUAUAUUUCAUAAUGUGGUUUAUUAUAGUAACAGAUUAAAGGAUAUGAUUUAUAUGA
Molecule: messenger RNA, 1434 nt
Organism: Hippopotamus amphibius kiboko
Lineage: Eukaryota; Metazoa; Chordata; Mammalia; Artiodactyla; Hippopotamidae
Product: beta-2-microglobulin-like
Exons: 4
Coding region: 35-391 (118 amino acids)
Biological process (GO): antigen processing and presentation of exogenous peptide antigen via MHC class II; positive regulation of T cell activation; peptide antigen assembly with MHC class II protein complex
Cellular component (GO): MHC class I protein complex; MHC class II protein complex
Molecular function (GO): MHC class II protein complex binding
Source: RefSeq, a predicted model, not a curated record